AAUCUUUUUCAUUUAUUCUUUUACUUAUUAGCUUCUUUAGUUAAUUCAAGUGUUUCUACUAAUAGUAAAUAUAAAUAAUUAAUCAUGGCUUCUACUGCUAUUAAAUUAAAUUCUGGUCAUUUAAUGCCAUUAGUCGGUUUCGGUUGUUGGAAAGUUGAUAACGCCACUGCUGCUGAACAAAUUUACAAUGCCAUUAAAACUGGUUACAGAUUAUUUGAUGGUGCCGAAGAUUAUGGUAACGAAAAGGAAGUUGGUGAAGGUAUUAACAAGGCCAUUAAAGAUGGUUUAGUUAAGAGAGAAGAAUUAUUCAUUACUUCUAAAUUAUGGAAUAACUUCCAUGAUCCAAAGAAUGUUGAAACUGCUUUAAACAGAACUUUAAGUGACUUGAAAUUGGAUUACGUUGAUUUAUUCUUAAUCCACUUCCCAAUUGCUUUUAAAUUUGUUCCAUUAAAUGAAAAAUACCCACCAGGAUUUUACUGUGGUGAUGGUGACAAAUUCCACUAUGAAGAUGUUCCAUUAUUAGAAACCUGGAAGGCUUUAGAAAAAUUAGUUAAGGCUGGUAAGAUUAAAUCUAUUGGUAUUUCUAACUUCACCGGUGCUCUCAUCUACGAUUUAUUAAGAGGAGCUGAAAUCCCACCAGCUGUUUUACAAAUUGAACAUCACCCAUACUUACAACAACCAAGAUUAGUUGAAUGGGUUCAAAGUAAAGGUAUUGCUAUUACUGCUUACUCUUCAUUUGGACCUCAAUCUUUCUUGGAAUUAAACCACUCCAAGGCUUUAAACACUCCAACUUUGUUUGAACACAACACCAUUAUUUCUAUUGCUGAAAGAGUUAAGAAGACCCCAGCUCAAGUCUUAUUAAGAUGGGCUUCUCAAAGAAACAUUGCUAUCAUUCCAAAGUCUAACAACCCAGGUAGAUUAUUACAAAACUUGGAAGUUAACGAUUUCGACUUAACCAAAGAAGAUUUCGAAGAAAUUUCUAAAUUAGACAUUGGUUUAAGAUUCAAUGACCCAUGGGACUGGGACAAGAUUCCAAUUUUCGUCUAAUCUAUUUAUUCAUUUAUUGUAUGUUUGUAGUUCUGGGUUGAUCUUCAGAGUUCAAGCAGUUUAAUUUUAUUAUUAUUAUUAUUAUUAGAGAUAAACAAAAUUUAUGAAUACUAUCUUAGCGAAAUUCAGGUAAAUAUAUAUAAUUUAGGUUAGUCUAUUGUUUAGCUUAUUCGAUUAUAAUACAAGCAAUUAGUACGAUCAAA
Molecule: messenger RNA, 1250 nt
Organism: Scheffersomyces amazonensis
Lineage: Eukaryota; Fungi; Ascomycota; Pichiomycetes; Serinales; Debaryomycetaceae
Gene: GRE3
Product: trifunctional aldehyde reductase/xylose reductase/glucose 1-dehydrogenase (NADP(+))
Exons: 1
Coding region: 85-1047 (320 amino acids)
Cellular component (GO): cytosol
Molecular function (GO): D-xylose reductase (NADPH) activity
Source: RefSeq, a predicted model, not a curated record